Apis laboriosa (Himalayan honeybee) is the source of this 1746-nucleotide messenger RNA. RefSeq names its product RCC1 and BTB domain-containing protein 1-like. NCBI's taxonomy places the organism in Eukaryota, Metazoa, Arthropoda, Insecta, Hymenoptera, Apidae. Bases 115 to 1722 code for a protein of 535 amino acids. The transcript is spliced from 10 exons. Gene Ontology annotation, molecular function: protein binding. The record is from RefSeq and is a predicted model, not a curated record.
AGAUAUGGUGUAGAUGAUUAAAAAAGGAUUUGAUAAAAAUUAAAACUAAAAUAACUAAAUAAAUUUCUAUUUAAGAUCAUUAAUUAAUAAGCAUUUUUUAGGAUAAAUAUAAAAAUGUCUUGGGAUUUGAAGAAUUGGCCAAUUUUUAGUUUUUUAGAUUUAAAUUAUGUUUCGAAGAUUCAUAUGGCACUUGUAUAUGGUAAUUUUGGUAAUGAAGCAUUAAUUGUAACAAAAGAUAAAAUGGUAUAUGCUGUUGGAAGUAACACUUCUGGAUGUCUUGGAACUGGUGAUACUUACAAUACUCUUUAUCCAAGAAGAGUUGAAGAAUUAUGCGGUAAAGAUAUAAAAACUUUUGCAUAUGGUAAAGGACCACAUGUUUUGGCUCUUACUAAAGAUGGCAAGGUAUAUUCAUGGGGACAUAAUAGUCACUGUGAACUAGGAAAUAUCUCUGCCAGUCAAGGUUUGAUUCCAAUGCUUGUAACAAAAAAUUUAUGUAAUGAAUUUGUUAUCGAUAUUGCCUGUGGAAGUCAUCAUUCUCUUGCAUUAACAAUUGAAGGAAAGGUAUAUGCAUGGGGUGAAAAUACAUCCAGACAAGUAGGAAAUAGUGUUAAUAUAAAUGAAGGAACUCCCAUGAAAGUGAAUUCCACAUUAACUGACAAAAGAGUUGUUUGUAUUAGCUGUGGUCAAUCAUCAAGCAUGGUAGUUACAGAUAAUGGAGAAAUUUAUAGUUGGGGUUGUAACGAGGUUGGUCAAUUAGGAAUUGGAAAUUAUGCCAAUCAUGCGAAUCCCUGUAAAAUUACAACACUUAUUGGUAUUACGAUUGAAAAAGUAGUAUGUGGUUAUGCACAUGUUUUGGCCUUGUCUAAUACAGGAGUUUUGUAUGUAUGGGGUGGUAACUAUUGUGGACAAUUAGGUCUUGGCAUGAAGACGAAUAUUUGUAAUCCAGUACAGCUCAUAGUGCAAGAAAUGGGAAGAGUAUUGGAUAUAGCAGCUUCGCAUUAUAGUCACAUAAGUAUAGCUAUGGGAGAAAGUAAUCAAAUAUUUAUGUGGGGCGAGUGUCUAGGACAAAGCAUUACAAUUCCAACACUUACUGGUUUAAGAUGCAUACACGAUGCUUUUGCGCGUUAUGCAUCACCGAACGUUAUGCAUCAACCACUUAUUCUUCAUGGAGAAGAAGAGACUGUGGGUUUAAUAGAUUGUUUCAAAGAAGCAUUUAAUGAUCAAGCUACGAGUGAUCUCGUUAUACAAAUACAAGAAGAAUCUAUUUAUGUGCAUAAAGCUGUUUUAAUGAUACGUUGUCAAUAUUUUCGUACGAUAUUUUCAAAAACAUUGGCCACAAAUAACCAGAAGAAAUUUAUAAAACAUCAUAAAUUUUCUUAUAACGUGUACAAAGCUUUUUUGAGAUAUUUGUAUACCGACGAACUCGAUUUACAUCCAGAAAAUAUGCAAGAACUUUUAAAAUUAGCGAAUACUUAUUCUGAAAAUCAAUUGAAAAAACAAUGUAUACAAAGAAUGAAGGAAGGGAUAACAGUUGAAAACGUAGCUUUCCUGUAUAGUAUAGCUAUUGAAAAUAAUGCCAAGGAAUUGGAGGAAUAUUGUUUCAAAUUCGCAUUAAAUCACAUGACUGCUAUAGUACAGACAGCAAGUUUUGCUAAUCUGAAUGAAAAUAUGAUAAAAAAUUUUAUAAUUAAAGCUGCACAAACUGGAGCUUUUAAAACAUAAUUUAUAAUAUAGUAUUGUAAAAUA